This is a messenger RNA of Rana temporaria (common frog), 5893 nucleotides long. RefSeq names its product immunoglobulin superfamily member 9 (gene IGSF9). Gene Ontology annotation, biological process: cell-cell adhesion. Gene Ontology annotation, molecular function: protein binding. Bases 895 to 5262 code for a protein of 1455 amino acids. Lineage: Eukaryota; Metazoa; Chordata; Amphibia; Anura; Ranidae. The record is from RefSeq and is a predicted model, not a curated record. The transcript is spliced from 22 exons.
CAUCAUGGGGCACUCCUACUAUUAUGUUUGCAAGUUGCAGGCUGGCAGAGACUUAGAAAGGAGGGAGAAGGGGGAAUUCAGGGGAGAGAGACAGACAGACACACAUACAGGAGCCUAGGAGAGUGUCAGCCUUGCUGCCAAGCCUUUGCACACCUCCUCCCCCCCCCCCAAACCAACACCACCACCAAUCCUGCGUCCCUCCUCUCGGGUGUUGCGUUCUGCAAGGCGACAAGAGAUAGGAGGGGGGGCACCGCCGCCGCCACCGCCACAUGUGCCAGAGGGCGUCGUUACUGGAGGAGCGAGCACCCGGCCGCCGUAGCGGCGGAGGACUGGCAAGCGGCACCGGGGUGCGCCCGCGGGGGGCUUCUGGAGGAGGGAGGCGCCCGCCUUGCAACUGGACCCCUUAGCUGGCAACAGGUACUGGGUGGACCUCUUAAACGAAACAUAGAGGGGGGGCGGCAUCACCUGCAUGCCCCCUUGACAGCCAUCAGUUGGACCACCCCCCCCCCUCCGCUUCUGUCCAACCUGAGCCCGUCCGCCCUUGCCCAUGCUCGGAAUCCUGGACGUCGACUGGGCCCGCACCUUCAGGUCUGGACGGCGAUGGCAAGCUGAGGGAAGACGAGGACGAUCGGAUCGACAGAGGGGCCGCCUUUCCUCCGAAGACUGCUAGAUGUUCGUUCCUUCACCACAGAAAGUUCUGUUAGCGCCUAAGGGGGGCAUCUGCUCCCAGUUAACGGAGCCCUCGUCUGUCCCCCCUCUCCCCGCCAUCCGGUCUAGGGGGCCCGAAUGACUUGUUUAACGCGCUCCGCGGUGUUCAGACAGGCUGGAGGUCUGCGGAGGGUCUCUCCCGAUGCUGCUUGCAAGGACAAGUGACAAUAACCCCUCUGGCGUCUUAUGCUCGACUGCUGGGUUUGUGCUAUGCGUUGGGCGUCUUGGACAGUCUACCUUAGCCUGCUGUUCUGCUGCGUUCAAGGUACCAUCCGAUCAGACGCUCAGACUGUGGUUGGCCGCGUAGGAGAGAGCGCGGUCCUGGGGUGCAGCCUCCUCCACCAGGACGCGGGGCGCCCUCCUCUCUACGUCAUCGAGUGGGUGCGAUUUGGCUACAUGCUCCCCAUCUUUAUCAAAUUUGGCCUCUACUCCCCACGCGUGGACCCUCAAUAUCUCGGCCGGACACGUAUCGAGGAAGGCGCCUCCCUCCACAUAGACCGUCUGCGAUCCGAUGACCAGGGGUGGUACGAGUGUCGGGUUCUCUUCCUGGACCGGCACCACGGAGACGAAGACUUCAAGAACGGGACGUGGGUCCACCUCACCGUCAACUCCCCGCCUGCUUUCCGUGAGACGCCACCAAUGACCGUGGAAGUGCGCGUCGGAGACACGUUGACGCUCACCUGCCUGGCUUAUGGGAACCCACAACCGCUGGUCUCCUGGAAGAGGGAGAACGUGGUUCUAGAGAGCGCAGACAAGGUCCAGGUUAAUAAUGGAUCAUUGCGGAUCGGAGGAGUGCAGAGGUCCGUUGCGGGCGUGUACGCAUGUCACGCAACUAGCGAGGAAGGCGAGGUGAUGCACACCACCCGUGUCCUGGUGCAAGGUCCGCCCGUCAUUGUUGUCCCUCCAGAAAACAUCACCGUGAAUAUUUCCCAAGAUGCCUUUCUGACCUGCCAGGCAGAAGCCUACCCCGCCAACCUCACCUACAGCUGGUUCCAUGGGAACAGCAACGUUUACCUGCUCAGCCGCCUGCAGUCCAGAGUGCGCAUCCUAGUGGACGGGAGCUUUCUGCUGCAGCAGGUCACCCCGGAGGAUUCUGGGAAGUACACCUGCAUUCCCAGCAACGGCCUGUGGAAGUCGCCCUCGGCCUCAGCCUACCUCACUGUACUGCAUCCGGCCUACGUGACCGACAUGCCCGCUGAAACCUACCUGCCCAUCGGCAUGCGUGGCAUGAUCCGGUGCCCGGCCAGAGCCAAUCCGCCACUACUGUUUGUCAAUUGGUCCAAGGACGGCCUCCCGCUGAAGCUUGACAAGUUCCCAGGAUGGUACCUGGAUGAGGACGGCUCGAUUGUUGUGGCAACGGGGAAUGAUGAUGCCCUUGGCAUGUACACCUGCACUCCCUACAACAACUAUGGAAGCAUGGGGGUGUCUCUGCCCACCGCUGUCAUCCUGAAGGAUCCACCCUCCUUCACCGACCUUCCAAAAGAUGAGUAUUUCCAGGAUGUGGGGAGGGAGCUGAUCAUCCCUUGUGCCGCCGCCGGGGACCCACUUCCCGUCAUCAGCUGGGUCAAGCUCGGGAUGCCCGGUAAAAGUGGUGCUCAGAUGGAUGUAAACGGCAGUUUGAUAUUCCGACCUCUCACCAAGGAGGAACACGGCCUGUGGGAAUGCGCCGCUGCCAAUAACGUGGCCAGAAUCAGCACGCGCACUUCUGUCUUUGUAUUGGGCACCAGUCCCCACGCAGUCAGCAAUGUGUCCGCCCAGUCGUUGGUGAACGCAAUAAACAUCACCUGGAGCCCUGGCUUCGAUGGAGGAUACUUCCAGAGGUUCAGCGUUUGGUAUGCCCCGCUGGUGAAGAAGCUUGCUCACGGCCACCACGAGUGGAUUUCCCUGUCUGCCUCAGUUGGUGCCAAUUACCUUGUGGUGGAGAACCUGCAGUCAGAAAACACUUACCAGUUCAGCGUUCUGUCUCAGAACAAGUUGGGCAGCGGGCCAUUCAGUGAAAUUGUGGAGGCCUCUCCUCUCAGUAUCCCGCCCACCACCUUACCUCCACCUGUACCCACCACAGACUCUCGGGAUACUCUGACUCCUCCCCGUUACCUUUCGGCUAAUGAGACCUCCCGUGGAGUGCUGCUGAUCUGGGCCCCGCCCCUGCGGUCCUUCCUCCCUCUGCGUGGGUAUGGUCUGGAGUGCAGGCGCGAUGAGGGAGCCUGGGAGCUUCUAGACGAGUCCAUCCCAACCACCCAGACGGAGCUUCUGGUUCCCGGGCUCUUUAAGGAUUCCUUGUAUGAAUUUCGAAUGGUGGCCUUUGCCGGCGAUUACAUCAGCGAGCCCAGUAAUUCGGUGAACAUCUCUACGUCAGGAAUGAGGGUCUAUCCCUCGCACACCGAGCUCCCGGAAGUUCAGCAGAAAUCCCUUAUGGCCGGAGUCGUUGGAGGAGCCUGCUUCCUUACCUUGGCGGUCAUCUUAAGCACCAUAGUUGCCUGCGCGAUGAACCGACGGCGGGUCAGACGUCGCCAGAAACGGAGGCAACAAGAUGCACCAAUGGUCUUCUCCCAACCCAAGAACGCUACUCCUUCACAAAAUUCUAAUGGUUCUAGCAGCCCCGACAGUCUCUUGAGGCUCAAGCUUCACGUAUCUCCAUAUGAAAGCUUCCGGAAGUCUCUGCACUUGGGAGAGAGGACAGUGAACAACCUAGGCGUCAGCCACGGAAGUAGCACAAGCGGCAAGUACACCAUUUACGAGAGCCAUAUUGGAGAUUGUAUGCCAUUGGAGCGUAUAAGUCGUGGACCUGAUGGACGUUUCGUGGUAGAGACGGAGACGCGGCCAAAGAGGAGCAACAUCAGAGGCUUUCCGUACGUGACUGAGACGGACCUCUAUCCGGAAUUCAAUGCCAGGGACUCAUCGGAUCUCAGCCAGUGUUCACAGGCCAAAACAUACUUGCAGGUUUGUCCGUUACCAGAGAGAGCUUCAGAGUCUUGGCGAGAUGAAGUAAAGUUGAGACCAAAAGCCACUGGCCAGGCCCGUAAGGAAGCAAGAGAUUCUGGGUAUCGCCAAGGAAGGUAUUUUGGAUGUAGCAGUAGUCCGUUGGAAGAAGCCAAACCCUUCCGGAUAUCGGAUAUUAGUCCCGUCACAUCUUCCGUCCCUCUGCCAUACAGCCAGGUGGAGGAGCCACGCUGUAGUGAUUCGGCUCAAAUAGAUGGAGAUUUACAAAGAACUAUUUCAACUCUUCGGGAAUCCGAACAUGACUGUUUUUCUUCCUUGAGCACAGUAGUUAGAGCACCUUCGUUACUCUUACAGAAACCUCUUGGACUUAGUGACCAAGGAAGCCAACUUAGGCAUAGCCUGUCCACUCAAAGUGGCAUCCUCCAGUAUCUUAGUCUACCGUUCUUUAAAGAGAUGAGCGUAGAUGGAGACUGGCCAGUAGAGGACGAGUCCCAAACAAGGACAUCAGAGCUCAGCUCUUCGGAGGCUGAGGAAAAUGAGAGUCCAAACAACAACCAUCUGGAUGAUCGGACAUUGAUGAGCGUUGAUGGAACUAGUGGGAGUCGUAAAGAAGAGUCCCCAUGCGCUCCUAAAAAACUGUUGGCUCUUGAUUAUGUAAACUGUAAUCAAGAGCAGUCUGUGCCUGUCAAAACCUUUCUAAAACCCCCUGAGCCCAACUUGGGACCUGCAAAAGCCGUCCUGCCUGGAAGUCUACUGUGGUCUCAACCUCCCGACAACGCUGAGCGUUUUAAAGCUGGGCAGAGAGCACACUGGGGUCAUGGACACAUCCCCAUGGACCACAGAUUAGAACAGCAUAUCCCACCUCACUAUCAUUAUCCUCUGAAGGACCAGCCACUCUCUGUGUUCACUGACUUUCUGGCCUUGGAAAAGCAGAGACCGCCCCUAGACAAAUCUCUUUUUCUGCAUGGCUCAGAGAAGGUGAUGCGGAGCAGUCUCACCAGUCAGAGCAGCGGCAGAGGGAGUGUCUCCUUUCUCAGGCCCCCCUCAUUGGCUCAGUCUGUGGGGGGCAGCUACCUCAAUUCACCGUUGGGUGAAACAUCUAGCUGGUACAGCGGAGGGGGGUCCCAGGGCUCCAGUGCGGAGGAUUAUCGGCACAGAAAGGACUCCUUGUUGGCCACUAUAAGCAAUAGGACAGGAAAUGAAGAGAUUAUGAUGUUAGAUGAAUCAGUACCAGUGGGUGAAUUCUACCAGAAUACAUCCGUGGACGAGAAUUACGAAUGGGACACGGAGUUCACCCUGGAAGCGGAUCUCAUGGAUGCCCUUCAGGUCUACCGCGGCGGUACCGGCGGCCGGCCCAUCUCCACCGUUGCUCCGGGCGAAGUGGAAAGACAAAGUUUAAAGCUUCCUUUGGAGGCAGAUCCAUGCCCGGCUGGCUCGGGAUCACUGGACGACCUGGAUAACCGUUUCCCGCAGGCUUUGUCCAGCCCGGAAGAGCGCUGCGCAGCACUGAAGGAGGAGUUUUUGGAGUACCAGAGACGCAGACGAGCGGCGCAAAAACUGAACCGAAAGAGUAAAGACUUUGAAGAAUGUUACGAACAAGCCACACUACUCUGACCCCCCCCCCCCCCCAUUGCUGUUCCUUGAACUCCGUUAUCUGCAACAAGACCACAAGGGACACUGUAACCUCGGGCAUUAAAAAAAAAAAGUGUGUUUUACCCACAAUUCUUUCGAAAGCACCACGUUUACCAGUACCUGCUCGUUCUACAUCAGGGGUUAUUAUUUUAACCAAACGACUCUUAAAACCCUCAUCCCACGAGCCACUCCAAUACGACCAACCACGGUACUGAUCGGCAGAAGGCUUUCAAAAAUAUCAGAAUACUGGUGAAUUCUUCAAUCUUCUCUCUCUUUUUUUUUUUCAAAGAGAAAUGAAAGCUCUUAUUUGUCAUUUGUAAUAAGCCGCCACGAAUUGGAAGAUUAGGACAACUCUUUUGUUGAGUUGAAGUAUUAAUCCCAUACCCAUCAAUUGACCAAACCCAUCAUUUUUUGGGUGAUUUUGUUAAAACAUCAAAAAAAAGGUGAUGAGAUAAUGCAAAGUAUGAAACCUGUAAAUGCUUUAAGAUAUAGAAUCUAUAGAAAGAGCUGGCUAAUAUAAAAGUUAUGGUUGGACUAAAACGGGGAUAUGCAAUUAGCGGACCUCCAGAUGUUGCAGAACUACAAAUCCCAUGAGGCAUAGCAAGACUCUGAC